Xylaria bambusicola is the source of this 1842-nucleotide messenger RNA. RefSeq lists its product as uncharacterized. The coding region runs from base 1 to 1842 and encodes 613 amino acids. The transcript has a single exon. The record is from RefSeq and is a predicted model, not a curated record. Lineage: Eukaryota; Fungi; Ascomycota; Sordariomycetes; Xylariales; Xylariaceae.
AUGCCACGACCCCGAGUGUCUCGGCCGGCACGAACGCGCCCAACCCAAGCAGCAAACCCCAGUGCUACAGCAGUAACAGCACCAGCACCAGAGUCAGCGUCUACGGUUGCGCUCCAAGCCAACGCGCCCAGCUCUGAUAUUUACGAUGUGAGCGACCGCGAGAAAGAGAAAGCUGCUACGAGGCGCAAGUCGUUACGCAAUGGCACGUCACUGCGCAACAGCCGCACUACCUCUACAGAAGCAAUACAUCAACAAAAAGAGCUGGAGAAGACAAGACAAAGACGUGAUGAAGCUAUGGAAAGACUCGAGAAUAUCACAUCAACAGCUAGCUCCGCUAAAGAAGAGGACGUCAUUCCCAGCACAAAUGAUUCUGUUGACGCAAGUCAAGGCGUAGUAAAAGCGACACCACCGCGCCGCAGGCCUACGGAUAUAACUGGCUUGGAUUUGGAUGACUCUAUGUUCAAUGAUCUCGAUACUACCUUGGAUACAGUGGGACAUGCAAGUGCCCAGCGAUCCGCCGAGACAUCGACUCUGUCUGUUUCCCAAUUCAGACGACGACCGCGCGCUGGCAGCUUUUUGAGUCGCGAUGAUGGACCAAUUCGCCCUAGUAGUAGGGCGGGUCCUAAUACUCCCGCCUUUAGCUCCACCCUCAACUUCGGCCAGUUUAAGAGAAGGGCGAGGGAACCCAGCAUUCUCAGUACUGCCCAGAAGCCAAGGCCACAGCGUCCCGAACCCGAGCGGGAGCUGGAGGAUGAGGAUGAAGAUGAGGAAGAUGAGGAGGAAGAUGAAGAUGGCAUUGCAGAGGAUGGGUUUGCGCCAGAGGCCGAAUCUACACCCCUGCGACGCUCUAAGAGAAGUUCCGGUGGCGAGGCGCUUGUGCAGUCAACUUCGAGUGCAAAAUCACGCAAGAGAAAGUCUGCAGAGGGUCACGAGCGACGUCUUCGAUCGUCUCCUUUUGAAGUUCAAGAUGAGAUUCGCCAAUCAAUUGAGCAGCCAGCUUCAGACGAAGACUCUCCGUUAUCAUUGCCACAGCAUGCACCUUCGACACCAAUUCCGCCAAUGGACCCGGAGCUGAUGGCCCCUCCUCUCAGCAGUGACUCUUCGGAAAGUGAUGAAGAGCUUUGGCCCCCUCUACAAUCUAUACCAAAAGCACGCACGCGACAGGCAACUUCAGUACUACGACGAACGCCAGUCCAAGAUGAUAGUGCCUCAGAUAUGUCAUCACCGCCUUCACUUACACAUUCUCCCAAUUAUGCCCAUUCAUCUUCGCCACCACCCACGCGAGUCGCUCAACCGAAACGCAAAGCAUCGGCACCCAAGCCACCGCGUAAAUUGACCACAGCUGAGCUCGCGGGGCUACUACCCCGUCGUCGACGUAGAGGUACCGGUGAUGAUCCUUUCAACAUAGAUGCGGAUGAAUCAGAACCUGAAGUUGAUAUUUCCGGAUUGGGUGCCCGUGAAGAUGAGCUCGGAACCUUAGACGUCCGUAUGAGACGUCGCCCGAACACCCGGGUAAACACCCAAAAUAGAGCUACUACAAGAACACGAACUCCAACCCGCAAUAAGGAUAAAGAAGCUUCCGGUCCUAAUAAACGUAUAUCUAGGACGUAUGGUCGAUUAUCAGACAAAGAGAAUGAAAAUGAGAACGAAAAUGAAGAGGAGGAUGAGGGUGAAAAUGACAGCAACUCUGUCGCCGAUCUGGCCGUGGAGAGCAGUCAGAUGCUAGUGGAGAGAUUAGGCGAAGAGCUCAAGACCGCCGUGCGCAAGUUUCAGGAGGUGGACAAGUGGGAGCUCUCAUUCGAGGAGAGAACGCGAAGUAGUUCACCCGUGGAUGCUCGGUGA